Messenger RNA from Asterias rubens (European starfish), 5015 nucleotides. RefSeq names its product vacuolar protein sorting-associated protein 53 homolog. The coding region runs from base 1 to 2532 and encodes 843 amino acids. NCBI's taxonomy places the organism in Eukaryota, Metazoa, Echinodermata, Asteroidea, Forcipulatida, Asteriidae. Gene Ontology annotation, biological process: retrograde transport, endosome to Golgi. Gene Ontology annotation, cellular component: GARP complex. The record is from RefSeq and is a predicted model, not a curated record. The transcript is spliced from 20 exons.
AUGGCGGCGCCCAUGGAAGAAGACGAUGUUGACAUUAUUGACGACGAGCAUUUAAAUUCGAUGCUCGUUUUCCCACCAGAUGUGCAACAAGCAAUCGAACAAGUCUUGCCAUCGAAUGAUCCCCUGGACAAGCCAGAUUUCAAUGCAGUGGAAUACAUCAACAGUCUGUUCCCAACAGAACAGUCUCUUGCCAACAUCGAUGAUGUCAUCAACAGGAUGAGGCUGAAGAUCAGACGUCUUGACGACAACAUCCGUGGGGUCGUCAGGGGUCAGACAAAUGCUGGUCAAGAUGGCAGACAGGCGUUAUCAGAAGCACAGAAAGCCAUCCAGGAGUUGUUCAAGAGAAUCAAAGACAUCAAGGAGAAAGCUGACAAGUCUGAGCAGAUGGUGAAAGAGAUCACAAGAGACAUAAAGCAGCUUGACCAUGCUAAGAGACAUCUAACGUCUUCUAUUACCACCCUCAACCAUCUUCAUAUGUUAGUAGGUGGUGUAGAUGCCUUGGAGUCUUUAACAAGGAGGCGGCAGUACGGAGAAAUUGCUAACCUUCUCCAGGGAGUCAUCAACGUGAUGGAGCAUUUCCAGAAAUACAUGAGCAUUCCGCAGAUAAGACAACUAGCUGACAAAGUGAAGAAAAUCCAGACGGAAUUGGGGAUCCAGAUUUUGGCUGAUUUUGAAGAUGCGUUCAACUCACAAGGAGGCAAGCUGGUCAGUAAUCAAGCUCAACUAGCUGAAGCCUGCCUAGUGGUGAAUGUGCUGGAUCCAAAAGUCAAAAAGGACCUUCUCAAGUUCUUUGUCAAGUUACAACUCCAAGAAUACGUGGUUCUCUUCGGAGAAAACCAGGACGUGGCCUGGCUGGACAAGAUCGACCGACGCUACGCAUGGCUCAAGAGGGCACUUGUCGAAUGCGAGGAAAAGUUCGGCCGGAUGUUCCCCAGGGAUUGGGACAUCGAGGAGCGGAUAUGUGUGGAGUUUUGUUACAUCACAAGAUCCGAACUGAGUAAGAUCAUGCAGAAUCGCUCCUCUGAGAUCGACGUGAAGCUGCUCCUCUUCGCCAUCAAGCGCACCACCACCUUCGAGGCCCUCGUUGCCAAGAGGUACAGUGGAGCAACCCUGAGACCCAUCGGGGAGGACCCUACGAUACCCAUCGCUAAGAUUGACACCCCGGAGAUGCCCACAAACCCCUUUGAGAUAGAUGACGCCAUAGAUCAGGCGGUGGAGGUGAAGACUGUCUUGAAGCCCAGACCAUCACCAUUCCAAGGAGUCGUCAGCCAGUGUUUCGAACCUCAUCUUCAUAUCUACAUCCAAUCACAGGACAGGUAUUUGGGUGAGCUGAUCCAACAGUUCGUAUCGGACUUCCACUCCCACGGUCCUCCCCGUAUGGAAUCAGAUGAGAGUGGGGCCAUCCUACCCAGCAGUGCGGACCUCUUUGUAGCAUACAAGAACUGCAUGGUGCAGUGUUCUAACCUUAGCACGGGGGCGCCACUCCUAUCUCUGACCGCAACAUUCCAGAAGUACUUACGGGAGUACGCCAGCAGACUCCUGACAAAUAACCUACCAAACCUUUCCAACUUGUACAGGACCCAGGCAGGCCAGGGGGCUAGCACCACGGUGGGGGCUAUGGGGAUUAAUAUCUCGGCGCUGUUGAAGGAAGGUUUGAAGGAGAGUACGUCGGAGGCACCUAAGUUCACGCCAGAGGAGCAGUAUUUGGUGUGUAGUCUACUAUGUACGGCCGAGUACUGCUUGGAUACAACACUACAGCUUGAAGAAAAAUUGAAGGAAAAGGUUGAUACGACAUUAGUAGACAAGAUCAAUCUGAGUGCAGAGAUGGAUGUCUUUCAUGGCGUAAUAUCCAACUGCAUCCAGCUCUUAGUACAAGACUUGGAGUCUGCUUGUGAUCCUGCACUCUCAGCAAUGAACAAGGUGAACUGGGCAUCCAUAGAGACGGUAGGUGACCAGAGUAGUUACGUGACUGCAAUCACCAGCCACAUCAAACAGACACUCCCAGUCAUCAGAGACAAUCUAGCCUCAGCUAGGAAAUACUUCACUCAAUUCUGCAUCAAGUUUGUCAAUACAUUCAUUCCACGGUUUGUGAGUCAUCUUUAUAAAUGUAAACCAAUAAGUACAGUAGGAGCAGAGCAGCUUCUACUAGACACCCAUUCCUUGAAGACUGUUCUCUUAGACCUCCCAUCUAUUGGAUCCAAGGUUUCAAGGAAGGCUCCUGCUAGUUAUAUGAAGAUUGUCGUUAAAGGCAUGACCAAGGCUGAGAUGGUCCUCAAGGUUGUAAUGUCUCCAGCUGAUCCACCUCAGUCGUUUGUUGAUAACUACAUCAAACUCAUCGCUGACCGAGACACCGGUAACUUCCAGAAGGUUCUGGAUAUGAAGAGUUUAAAGAGAAGCGAUCAGAAUGCAAUGCUGGAUCUUUUCAGGACGAGGGUCCCCCGAGGAGAGGGUCAGACAAAUUCACCAACAGCUCAUCAGGAACACGAGGGAAGUAGGAUACGAAGGCUGGAAAAACUCAUCAAGAGAAGAUAGGAUAGGGGUAGAGCUCAUCAUGAAAUGGUUGUAAGGGGGUACGGAGUGGGGACGGGGGUCUGGCAAACUCAAUGAACGGCCUUAAGACCAUGAUGAUGAUGAUGACUGAUCAAGGACAUAAAAAGAAGUAGAGUACGAAGGCUUGAAAAACUCAUCAAGAGAAGAUAGGGUAGGGGAGGGGUAGAGCUCAUCAUGAAAUGGUUGUAAGGGGGUACGGAGUGGGGACGGGGGUCUGGCAAAAUCAAUGAACGGCCUUAAAACCAUGAUGAUGAUGAUGAUGACUGAUCAAGGACAUAAAAAGAAGUAGAGUACGAAGGCUUGAAAAACUCAUCAAGAGAAGAUAGGGUAGGGGAGGGGUAGAGCUCAUCAUGAAAUGGUUGUAAGGGGGUACGGAGUGGGGACGGGGGUCUGGCAAACUCAAUGAACGGCCUUAAAACCAUGAUGAUGAUGAUGACUGAUCAAGGACAUAAAAGAAGUAGAGUACGAAGGCUUGAAAAACUCAUCAAGAGAAGAUAGGGUAGGGGAGGGGUAGAGCUCAUCAUGAAAUGGUUGUAAGGGGGUACGGAGUGGGGACGGGGGUCUGGCAAACUCAAUGAACGGCCUUAAAACCAUGAUGAUGAUGAUGACUGAUCAAGGACAUAAAAAGAAGUAGAGUACGAAGGCUUGCAAAACUCAUCAAGAGAAGAUGGGGUAGGGGAGGGGUAGAGCUCAUCAUGAAAUGGUUGUAAGGGGAUACGGAGUGGGGACGGGGGUCUGGCAAACUCAAUGAACGGCCUUAAGACCAUGAUGAUGAUGAUGACUGAUCAAGGACAUAAAAAGAAGUAGAGUACGAAGGCUUGCAAAACUCAUCAAGAGAAGAUAGGGUAGGGGAGGGGUAGAGCUCAUCAUGAAAUGGUUGUAAGGGGGUACGGAGUGGGGACGGGGGUCUGGCAAACUCAAUGAACGGCCUUAAGACCAUGAUGAUGAUGAUGACUGAUCAAGGACAUAAAAAGAAGUAGAGUACGAAGGCUUGCAAAACUCAUCAAGAGAAGAUAGGGUAGGGGAGGGGUAGAGCUUAGAAAAGCUUGAAAGGGAGUGCGGGAAUGGUGGGUCUACUGAUGUCAAUAAUGGCUCAGCAAGGAAAAAGAACAGGUACAUUACAAAUUUGGGGAGAAAUGAGCAAGAGAAAAUGGGCUAGAGAAGGCGUAGAAGUCUUAGGGAUUUGAGAAGGGAGUCUGGCAAAGUCAAUGAUGGCUCAUCAGGGACAUGAGGAAGGUAGAAAACGAAAGGCUUGAAAACUUGUUAAGAGAAGAUAGGAUAGAGAAGGGAGGUGCAGAAUGAGGAGGGGAGUCUGGCAAAGUCGAUGACGACUCGUCAAGAAAAAGAACAGGUAAAAUAUAAAUACUUGACGAGCAUUAUUACAAGCAGAUGGGAUGGGGAUAUGUAAAAAUUUACCACUAGAGAUGCAAAGUUUGCAAGUUUCUUGCAAUAUUCAAACACUUUUUGGGGGCCUUUGUUUCCAGCGUCUUGUGAUGACUGGGAAUGUACAUGUAAUAGUGAACAACAUGAGUAUAUGUGGAUGUAGAUAAGAAUAGUGGAGUAUGUACAUUUAAUUCGACUGUAUUUUACGUUAUAUGUAUGCAGUUAGUCGAUGGUAUCCAUUCAGCAUUAAAAUCCAAACAAACUGUUGGACUCCGAUUAUGGUGAUAAGUAUGGGGCCGGUAAAGAGUUAAGAUUAAGUUUUUAAGCAAAUUUGUUCUGCUCAGGCAGUUCUAUAAAACUGGGCCUAUACUGUGAAGCCCUGUCAUUGCAUGGGACUUGUUCACAUACACAAUUUGACAUUCCAUUUUAGUUAGUCACACGCUCGCUUGUGGAAUGCAUAAAAAUAAAAGUCGUCUCUGCUUCCCUUAGUGCUGUAUUUUUUCCACUCACACUUGUAUGAUAACUUAUGAUAUAGACGAUGUGACCUCUGACGUCACACGAAAACCAUAACAUGAUUAGCGCGCAUACUGCCGUGCAAAACCUUUCCAGCUAGAAAGUGUAUGCAAUCUUACCAUGACUACGUGUCAAUUUGCCCGGCGAAACAUGACGUAUACAGUGUUUUUUCAAUAGAGGGCCGUUAAAAUGUAAACACAGGUCACAUCGUCUGUACUGUGUGUAACAAGUCGUCUGGCAAAAAAGGAAUAUGCGACUGGUUAACAUGAGAAAUUUCACAUUCCAUUUUAGUUAACGCAUUGUCCACACAGUUCAAGCAGCUCCCAUUUGGUUCAUCAACAGACACAAACUUUUCAUUUUGUGUAAUUUGUCCCCACAAAGAAAAACAUAUUUUGGGGUAUUUAUAGGAGCCAUUUUCCAGACAACUCAUUGUGUAGUUUCUUGUAAUGCUGUACUUCAUUAUAUAUUGAGUAGAACAAGUUGUCUGUCAAAACAGAAUAAAUGUAAAAUUGUAAUUGUGUAAGGCUCUGUAAAUCAUGUGCAAAUAAAUUAUACAAUUUGGUUAAAAU